AUGCGAUUGUCAUUCCUAGCCCAGGUCCUUUUGACCUCAACAACCUUCGCCCUGGAUGAAUCGCUCGGCUCCACCCUGAACGUGACGGUGCUCGGUGCAAGCCACAAUCGCUCCACACUGGAGUGUUGGGCUCUCAAGUCUGGCUGGCAGACCUCUGCCGAACCCGGUACAUCCGGUUCGUCAGUUCUGGACCUGGGUGCGAUCACUGGUAAUGCGACAUUUACCACUUUGCCAGCCGGCUUUGAUGGUGGCAGACAUAACGCGCCGGCUUUGCAGUGGGUGGUGUUCCUAUCUGGACUGGCGCAUAUCACACUACCCAACUCGACAACCGAAGCUCGGGUAGAGGGUGGUAAGAACGGGGCUAUUCUGGCGCUUGACACUGCCGAUGUCAGUGCCUUGGGUCACUACACCACUUAUCCCUCGCAGGAGCGGACGGUCGCUCUGGAGAUCCCCCUCCCCAAGGGAGAGGUGCCUGGUCAUCGGGUUCUGCACACAGGGCCCUGUCAGGGAGAUGAGCUACUUGUGUAG
Penicillium salamii is the source of this 528-nucleotide messenger RNA. The record is from the annotation of a GenBank genome assembly. NCBI's taxonomy places the organism in Eukaryota, Fungi, Ascomycota, Eurotiomycetes, Eurotiales, Aspergillaceae.